CUCUCUCUCCUCUUCUUCUUCUUCUUCCUCCUCUUUUAUUCAGAAGCCCUCCUCUUCUGCAACUGGCAAACUUUUGCCUCCUUUUUUCUGCAUCCCUCUCUCGCUUUCCCACCUGCGAGCUCGCCAUGGCUUCUAAGCUGAACCCUAACAUCCUGUAUGUGGCGGAGCACGGCGAGUCGCUGGGGUCUCCCCCAGGGGACUCUGAGAGGACUCACACUGUUGGAGAAGCUGGAGAAGAGUCAUCGGACAGCGACGGGGAACAAGAAGAGACGUCACACAAGUUGAUCCGCAAAGUGUCGACCUCGGGACAGAUCAGGGCCAAGAAAAGUGUGAAGGAGGGAAUCCUGUUAAAGCAGACCAGUUCUUUCCAGAGAUGGAAGAGGAGGUACUUUAAACUCAGAGGGAGGACCCUCUACUAUGCCAAAGACUGCAAGUCUCUGAUUUUUGAUGAAGUGGACCUAUCAGACGCCAGUGUGGCCGAGACCAGCACGAAGAACAUCAACAACAGCUUCACGGUGAUCACUCCAUUUCGCAAACUAAUGUUAUGUGCCGAGAGCAGGAAGGAAAUGGAGGACUGGAUCAGCGCUCUCAAAUCCGUCCAAAAAUGGGAAACCUAUGAGGCCAGCCAAUUCAACAUGGAGCAUUUCUCCGGGAUGCACAACUGGUACGCCUGCUCGCACGCCAGGCCGACCUUCUGCAACGUCUGCAGAGAGGCUCUGCCAGGCGUCACCUCCCACGGCCUGUCCUGUGAAGGUCCACAACAGCUGUAAAGAACAAAUGGGGAAGGUGUGUCCCUUGGGUCAAUGUCGAGUGUCAAUCAUCCCUCCCACUGCACUUAACAGCAUCGACUCAGAUGGCUUCUGGAAAGCCACCUCAGCGUCGUGCACCAGCCCCCUCCUGGUCCUGGUCAACUCCAAAAGUGGAGACAAUCAGGGGGUGAAGUUCCUCCGCAAGUUCAAGCAACUUCUCAACCCGGCUCAAGUCUUUGACCUGAUGAACGGGGGACCAGAGCUCGGCCUGCGCCUUUUCCAGAAGUUUGUGACUUUUCGUAUACUGGUGUGCGGAGGAGACGGCAGCGUGGGCUGGGUGCUCUCAGAGCUGGAUAAACUCAACCUCCAUAAACAGUGCCAGCUUGGCGUGCUGCCUCUCGGCACAGGGAACGACCUGGCUCGUGUUCUGGGCUGGGGUGGCCUCUGUGACGAUGACGCUCAGCUGCUGCAGAUCCUGGAGAAGCUGGAGAGAGCCACGACCAAAAUGCUGGACCGAUGGAGUGUAAUGACGUACGAGAUUCCCACCACCACUAAACGCACACCGAUUGUGAAAGAAGACGACAGCCUUGAUUCUCCUCUGCAGGUCCACAUCACUCAGUAUGCAGACUCCGUGGCCUCCCACCUCGCCAAGAUCCUGGACUCGGACAAACACAGUGACGUCAUUUCUUCUGCCAAGUUUCUGUGUGGGACGGUGAAUGAUUUUGUGGCGGAGGUGGGGAAGGCGUACGAGAGAGCCACAGAGAACAAGGAGGAGGCAGAUGCCAUGGCAAAGAAGUGUGCACUGCUGAACGAGAAGCUCGAUUCCCUUGUAAAGGCCUUAAGUGAGGAAGCGGAGGCCCAGGUGGUGCCAGCAGGUUCGGUACCCAGCCAGGAGAGUGGCAGCUCGAGCCCUGGAGAAAGUGGCGGAGAGUCAGGUUCAGAGGGUAAAACGUACCGUUCCAAGGAGCAGCUGAUGCUGCGAGCCAACAGCCUGAAGAAAGCACUCAGACAGAUCAUCGAACAGGCUGAGAAAGUGGUGGACGAGCAGAACCGACACACGCAGGUCCAGAGGAUGUCGUCCUCGUCCUCCAUCAAAAGAGAAAACAGCGAGGAGCUGAAGGAUGCUGAGCCACGUCAAGGAAGCUUAAGUCCAACCUCACCCAUUGUCCUUGAGAAACCAGAGAGCCUCAACACAGUCACCUUCAGCGAGGACACCGUUCAGUGCUCAGAGAAGUGUGUGAUGAACAACUACUUUGGCAUUGGCCUGGAUGCCAAGAUUUCCCUUGAGUUCAACAACAAGAGAGAUGAGCACCCUAAAAAAUGCAGCAGUCGCACCAAGAACAUGAUGUGGUACGGAGUGCUAGGGACUAAAGAGCUGGUCCAGAAGACGUACAAGAACCUGGAGCAGCGAGUUCAGCUAGAGUGUGACGGUGUCCCCAUGUCUCUGCCGAGUCUGCAGGGCUUGGCUGUGCUCAACAUCCCCAGCUAUGCAGGAGGAAUCAACUUCUGGGGAGGAACCAAGGAGGAUAAUAACUUUGGCGCUCCGUCAUUUGACGAUAAGAAGUUGGAGGUGGUGGCGGUGUUUGGCAGCAUGCAGAUGGCCAUGUCCAGAGUCAUCAACCUGCAGCACCACCGCAUUGCACAGUGCCGCCAGGUGAAGAUCACCAUCCUCGGGGAGGAGGGGGUCCCUGUGCAGGUGGACGGAGAGGCCUGGAUCCAGCCGCCUGGCAUCGUCAAGAUCAACCACAAGAACCGAGCACAGAUGCUCACCAGAGACAGAGCAUUCGAGAGCACGCUUAAGUCAUGGGAGGAUAAGAGGAAGAUCGACAGCUACCGCGACAGCAGGCCCCGCCUUAACUCCCAGCAGUCCAUGGAGUACCUGACUGAGGAGGAGUGCGCUCAGGUUCAGCAGCUGGGCAUCGUGGCCGACACCCUCAUCAAUAAGAUCCGUGAGGCAGCCAAGACCCACAAGCUGGUGGAGCAAGAGUUGGCUCACGCCGUCAACGCCACCGCCCUGGUGCUCACAGAGGCCAAACUGUCCAGCCCUGAGUGUCUAAGUCGCAGCACGGCGGUGGAAAUCGUCAACAGCAGUAAAGUUCUCCAGGCUGAGACCAAGAUGCUGCUGGAUGGAAAACUACUGUCGGAUUCUCCCGAGGAAGAAGAGCUUCGGUCGACUCUGAACAGCCUCAGUGCCGAGCUCCACAAGCUGGACGACAUCCACUGGAUCUGUCCGCUCAUGCAGUGUUCAGAGGAGGACUCGGUGAGGAGCAGCAGUAAGAGCAGCAGCAGUAUGAAGCUGAAGAUCAUACCCAAGGUGAAGAAGGAGAGAGAGAAGCUCCACAAGCAGAAGUCCAACAGCUCUCUCUCAGGAAAUUGGGAUAUCAAAAGUGGGGCCGGUGAGGCAGAUUCUUCGGGGAACUGAAGUUUUGCAGGAGGUGCUUUCCCCAUAACAACCAGGGGUGAGGAGCACCCCUCCUGUUCUUCUCCCCUCCUAAUCGCGAUACCCAGUGGCCUGACAGAGGUGUGAGGAAGAAAAGGAAAACCAUCUUCCCAACAUUUAUGCCAUUUCCUCCCUGUCUAACUUCUUUAUCCUCCAUUUCGCAGGGAGAAGUUUUUAUUUCUUGUUUUUUUAUUAUUUAUCGUUUUAACGUAAGGGGCCUGGCUUUGCAUCGCAUUGCUUCACCACUGGCAUUCUGCUUUUGGUUCUGUUUACCUGCUUGAGUUAGGAAGUUGCCUUGGCCAGCAGCGAAUCAAACAGAGGACAAAGGGAGGCGUGGAAUCAAAAUGUUCUCGCAAACUUUUUUUGUUGUUUUUGUUUUGGACAAAGAAUUGUGUUUACGUGGUGCUCUCCUUGCAUGUCGAGUGCCGCCAUCUUAUUUUAUAUCUAUCUUAAGUUGUUAGUCUUUUAAUUAUUUUCUCUCUAACUUAAGUCGUUUUAUUUCUGAACUUACGAAUAGCCUUUAGACUUUUGAUUUUUCUCAAGACUUUCGAAGAGUAUUUAUUUGUUGUUGCUACUGCCAUGAGAACUUCAAACGGCAACAAAUCAACAAAAUGAACAACCUGAAACAUCUCAACCUUAUCGUCUACUGAACUGGGGGGAUAUCUUAAAUGUUGCAAAAAAUGUACUGAGGAAUGUACUCGUGUGGACUUGUAUUAACCUGUGAAUAAUGAUAAUGUUAAAUGAUAAAUUAUAUAAGAUUUCACAAAGGUUCUACUGUUGUGGUUCUAAAGUGGUUCUUAAUAGGCUGUUGUCUGACUUGUGUGAUCCGAGGCUAUGCAGCCACGCUGCAAAAAUAAUGUUCUUUUAUGAUGAGUCAUUUCAUCUGGAAUUCAGCCUUUUCUGAAAAGAUCCAACUGUGGGAUUUGAAGCACGGUACAUUGCUCAGUUAUUAUCAAGGUCUAAAAUGUGACUUAUGUGGGAGUAAAAAAAAAAAUAAUUCAUCCCACGGCACUUUUUUUUUGUUUUGUUUUUAUUCCACUUUUGAAUUUUGAGAUACAGUACCAGAUGAAAUGACUCAAUAAGUUUUUUUGGCAGUGUAUGGUGAAGGUGUUUACAGAAGGAGGAAGCAUCAAGGACACCUUAACAAAACAUUACAGCUACUCAGUAUAUUGCUCCUACUUUGCCAUACUCCUGAUUGUAUAUGUAAUAUAAGAAUAAGAGUUGAUAUUUGAGUUUGCCUUGUUCGUGGAUAAAAGCUGUUAUUAUCAUCGUUAUGAUUAUUAUUAUUAUUAUUAUUAUUACAAAUAUAUAUCUAUUUUUUUGUAUAUCUUAUUUUCCCAAUGGUAAUCUGUGAAGCUGUCCUGGCUUUGCUGCUUCCCCCUUUGACAAACUCCUUGGCCACUGUGCAUAUAAUCAAAGCCAAUUAAUGCUGUUCUGUGUGUCCCUGCAUGCAUACUUAGCCUUCCCUCGCCUCACAGUGAGGGCUGAAGUUGCCUCAAAAUAGUGAUUUCUAGCUUGUUUGUUCCAAUCAGCAGCAUUUGCAAAUACUUUUUUUUUGUUUUAACCUGCUUGCUGAACCAGAUGGUCUGGGUUUUACCGUGAGAGAACACUUAUUCUGCCAAAAAAAACACACUUAAAUGUCAAAUACUUUACUGUGUUGUCCAAACUUAAAGAGAGUGUAUUGAUUUACACCCUGUCUAUCCACAGGGUUUUCCAAGCAGGUUAGAACAAACCACAACAUUUCAUGAUCAUUAUUUGACCGAGCUACGGCCAAAGCGAGUACAUGAAAUGAUCUUGGAUGCGCGUGCUGCUGUUCGGAAAUGGCUUAAAUAUCGAUGUUCACGGGUUCUAGAGGCAACUUCUACCCAGGUUUUACAGUAAUGUUCUUGGAAAGAAUGGUCAGACAUUUUGGGAAAUUCACAUUUUUGCUGUGUUACUGCAACAUAGGCCAGAAGAUUAAUAUCUUUUUCACCUAUGUCCACUCAGUAAAGGCACAGAAAGAGCUCUGAGGCAUGCUUAGCUUAGCAAAGCAAAAAAAAAAAACUGGAACCAUCGAAAGUAAAAUACGCCUUCAAGCAACUCCCAAAACGUUAUUUACAUGUAUCUUAUAAGCUUGCAAACUAGUUACCAAGAAGUCCUAGAGUUUUUUUUUUGUCACGAAAAAGUUUGAAGCUAGCAAUUUGUCUAUAAUGAGGCUACAAUCCAGUUAAAAAAAGCUCCAAUGUGUAAGCCAAUUACUUAUUAAACAGCAUAUUCUUUUACUAAAAGUGUUAAAUAUACAGAUACAGUAGAUAGCUUUGUACUUGUUAGAGGUUUGAUUUAACUAAGCUAGCUGUUUCCUUUGCUUUGGCCUAAACUAGGAUAAACCGGCAUGAAGCUAACUCCGUACUGAAUGGACAGAGUUCCUCUCAUCUAACGCUAAAACAGCAAAAAUGUGAAUUUCUUAAAAUGUCAGAGUAUUACUUUAAAAGUUUAAAUGGCCAGGAUGUAAUCGAGAAGUAAUGUUCACUAGUCGAGAUUAAAUCUGAGUCAAAUAUUAGCUAGAAAUGUCCGUAAGCUCUGCAGAGUCCCAUAGGUGGAGUUAACUAACAUCAUGUAAAGGCAUUAUGAAAAACCACAAAAAAGUAUUUCUUUUGAUGAUACACAACUUGCCUAAAGUUGAUUUGUCGUGAUGCAACUCCACCACUUUAAAAACUGAAAAAAAAGGGACAAAACAUGAGCGUGCCGACACUUUGACUCGGGUCUGAUCCAGAAGCUUAGAUAUUACAUCCACAAGCAAGGCUGUAAACUUGUAAAGUAUCAUUUCUGUGCUUUUUCCCACUUAUGUAAAGGGUUGGUUCUUGAUUCUCUCAGUUAUUUACACGUUUAUGGAACUAACCCAAGCUAUCCCUCGAUAGAGCAGAGUUACUGUGAGGCGUUGUAGAUGUCCAGCUCUGGUAGGAUUGUGCUACUGUAUCCAUAGUGUGCCAGCUAUACGCUCUACACCUUAGAGGCUUUAGUAGUGUUGUGCCAAGUUUGUACUGAGUUCAGUGGGAUACGAGACAUACAAGGUGUGUGUGAAAGUGUGCGAGCUUCAGAUGCGAAAGUUGUUGUAUGUCGUACAUUUCAAAGUUUACUGUAUCUUGCCUUGCACUUUACGAAGAAGCAAACUUAAUGGGGAAAAAAAGACAUUUGUGUGCAUGUGUGCGUGUGUGUGUUUAAGAUUUUUCUGAGUGUUUACGAGUGUUUUUUUAAUUGAUUUGAUGACAAAAAUCUUUUAUUUAUGAUAAAUGUAUACGGACAAAAAUGUGUUGAUAAAAUGUAAUAUAUCUAACCAAACGUAAAAGAAUGAUAAAUAUAUAUAUAAAGAUGUAUACACAAAUGUUUAUUACAUCAGUGGUUGUACAAUUACUCUCACAGCAGCUUGAGAUCUCCCAUUUAACGCCAAUCUUAUUACAUGUGCUCAUAUGUCAUUCCACUGCCGCAAAGCAAUGUCAUGGAAAUGUCUUUCCAAUGUCAUGCCAAUUGGUAUUGAGAUAGUAUUCUAAAAAAGUUAGUUGAUAUUGAAGUAAGCCAAAGUUAUUGGAAUUCUCCAGUGUUAUUACAGACUGCUAAUGAAUCGUUUACACACAAAAAAAGAUGUCAUAUUCAGCCUAUGUUUAGCCAAUAUUUGGGUGAACUUUUUGUGUAUAAUUCUGAAAUUGUAACAUCAUUUGAGAGACUAUCUUGUGCUUUAAGUAGCAUUUGUUGUGCUGAAAAAUGAACACAAAGAUGUCCAGUUUGGGUAACACACAUGUGGUGGAAUCCAUUUUGAGGUUGUAAAGAAAAGUUGCCUAUGUUUAAUGGUCUUUUAACCAAGGAUUAUAUAUAUUUUGUUCUUUUAAAAGCAUCAUAAUUUAUCUUUUUUUGUGUGUGUGUGUGUGAGUGUCAUAUUUUUCAAAACGGUAAAAACGUAUUUUUUUUUGACUGAAACUCUUCCAAGGAGCAACAUGGAGCUGAUAAGAGAAAGCUGAGAAACUGAAACGAACCCACCGAUUACAAACACCCCACCAUGUUUGUGCAACAGUAUUCCAUAGACAACAUUUGUGAACGCACCCCCCUGAUCUGAACAGCCUAUAUAUUAAGACUGUGUGCGCAAUGCUGGAAGCCAGACUAGAUGUUGCACGACCUUGUACGUUGCGAGGUGUUUUAUUGUGUUAUCGUGUGCAGUGUGUAACAAAGACAAAGUCAGCGCAACCCUUUGGAGAUUAAAUGAAUUAUUGAAG
Morone saxatilis (striped sea-bass) is the source of this 7433-nucleotide messenger RNA. Its product is annotated as diacylglycerol kinase eta. Gene Ontology annotation, biological process: diacylglycerol metabolic process; lipid phosphorylation; intracellular signal transduction. The record is from RefSeq and is a predicted model, not a curated record. Lineage: Eukaryota; Metazoa; Chordata; Actinopteri; Moronidae. Gene Ontology annotation, molecular function: ATP-dependent diacylglycerol kinase activity.